Messenger RNA from Sycon ciliatum, 858 nucleotides. RefSeq lists its product as uncharacterized. The record is from RefSeq and is a predicted model, not a curated record. NCBI's taxonomy places the organism in Eukaryota, Metazoa, Porifera, Calcarea, Leucosolenida, Sycettidae. The coding region runs from base 1 to 858 and encodes 285 amino acids. The transcript has a single exon.
AUGGAAAGGGUUAACGGCCUCCGCUGUGGCUUUGACAUUGGCUUUACCGGCAACCGCAUAACUAACCAGCACUCGUCCAACCUCUCAUCAGCAUUCCAGCACUCUACAUUUGUGUCUCCACAGCUCACCGCCUCCUGCAACGCCGGCUACACGGCUGGCCCAUUUGAUUCGCCCCCAUUCCCAUUUAUGUACUGCUCUGGCAUUGGCGCCGUUCCGAAAAAUAAUGGCAAGCUACGCUUGAUACACCACCUGUCCAGCCCUGCCGGCUCCAGCCUUAACGACGGGAUCCAUGCUGAGCCUUUCUCUUUGCAGUACAUCAGCAUUGAUGAAGCCAUUAUUAUCAUGAUGUCCUCCCCGUCUCCUGUUUAUCUCUCUAAACUCGAUGUGAAGAGCGCUUUUCGUCAAAUACCUGUCCGCCCACAGGAUUGGCAUCUUCUCGGCAUCCUGUGGCAGGGGAAGUACUACUACGACCGUGUCUUGCCAUUUGGGCUCCGCUCUAGCCCGGCGGUGUUUGAUGCCGUGGCAGCCACCAUCGAAUGGAUAAUGCACCACGAAUUCUCCAUCCCUAAUUUGCCGCAUUUCCUGGACGACUACUUGUGCGUGAGCGUGGGCCAGGCAGUGGCGAAUCGGCAGCUGGCCAUUCUUCUCCGUGCAUUCUCAUACCUCGGAGUCCCGCUCGCGCCUGCGAAGGUGGAAGGCCCGUCUCGUACCCUGACAUUCCUGGGCAUUAUCCUGGAUUGUGAGAAGAUGGAAGCCCGGCUCCCUGAUGACAAAUUGGCUGACAUCAAGUGCCUGUUGACUGCAGCGAGCAUCAACUCCACCAUGUCUCAACGCGAACUCGAAUCUCUUCUGGGGUAA